GCGAUCAGUGAAGAGAGGAACCCUUCUCUGUGCUUGGGCUCGGGAAUGUAUGUAUCAAUAGUAUUGGUCCAUCCCGACCGGAGGUGACUUCUAUACAACAUUAGAGGAAUUUUUCAUCUCCCGGAGUGAUCUGCGCGGUCAAUUAUGCUGGCGUUGAAGUGAAGCUGACGGUGAAGAAUCCAGUCAAACAGUUGCAGAUCGACGUGUCGUGUGAAUUUGAGGAUAUUUUUGUUUUGGCUUGUUUAAGAUAAAAGUGAUUCGCGGAAGUGCAAACAGAAUUCAUUCCGCUGCGGUUGUUUUGAUAUCCAGAUUCGAAAGGUGGUGAGAUAAUGAUGUGGUGAUGAGUCAUCGGUGGCCCUCCAAAUUGCCCUUAUGAUAUUUUUUUUUUUUGGAGCCUGAGUGCCACGGAAAUAAUCUUGUGGUAACAUUUCGAUCUUAUGACGUUGUAUAAAAACUAGUUCCAUUGGGUGGCUACACAUGAAAGCGUGCUAGGAAGUGUGAUUUCUGCUUUGCGCAAGUGAGACGUAGAACGGUGGCUUCAAUCAUGGUAACGAAAUUUGUAUGGUGUGGAGCUUUGGUAGCGAUACUGACCCUGCUGGUAGUGCCGGUAGCGUCGGAACAAGCUUCCUGUCAUGAUGAUAAACCCUGUCCGGAGGAUGAGUAUUGUGAUCAACACAGCUUUUCCUGUUCCCCAUGCAGCGAUAUUUGUUCCAGUGUUAUGACUCGAGUGGAUUGCAGUAAAAAGUGCAAAGAUUACCUCAUCCUGCAGAGGAUCGCAACCCUGGAGAACAACCUCUACACCACGAUCAUUAUAUUUGCCAUCAUUCUCCUUCUGCUAGCCCUGACGGUGGUGGUAAUCAUCGUUCGGUGGUGCCGCAAAAGCAGCCAUUUCUCGUGGUCCUUUCUGAAGCGUCUCAUAGCACGUGAAAAAUCCAACCCACCCACGAUGGAAUACACCCACGAAAACCCGCAUACCAAGAGUCCAAAACUAAGCACCCGAGCCGGAAGCAACAGCACAGGCCUGCCACCGUUGCCGCAGGUGUCCACAAUUGGCCCUCCCAGCACCUACAUGGGCUCCGAUGGAGCUUCUUCGGUUCAAACUGUCACCACGCCCAUUAGUGCACGCUACCCGGCCGAAGACUGGCGGAUGAACCAUGCCUACGACAACGGGGGACUGGCCAUCACUCCCACGGAAAAUACCUACGAGUACGUGGAAGCUAAGAUGAACCAGCGGCGGCAGCUUCCGUUCCCAAAUUGAAACAUUUCGGACCACUUACUUAAUACACAGAGAGACGAGAUCGUUCCUUACAAACGUAUUUAUUGUCCAGAUGGAAAGAAGUAUUAAAACAAACUCAACUCGAAUUAGAUAUUAUUUAGGACAAACCUUCUCACCCAUUUAUUCGUCUACAUCAUUC
This is a messenger RNA of Ochlerotatus camptorhynchus, 1415 nucleotides long. RefSeq names its product protein grindelwald-like. Bases 545 to 1258 code for a protein of 237 amino acids. The transcript is spliced from 2 exons. NCBI's taxonomy places the organism in Eukaryota, Metazoa, Arthropoda, Insecta, Diptera, Culicidae. The record is from RefSeq and is a predicted model, not a curated record.